UUGACGGUGGCCGUGGUCCAGCGACCUGCCCCCGACGUCAGAGCCAGGCCUCCCAGGGCAGCAGAGGGCAGGGCCAUCCUCCUCCACGGUAUUUAAAGCCGGAGGCUCUGCCACCCAGCGUGGCCUUCCCACUGGGAACACCCCUUGCCGGCGGGAAGACGGGGAAGCCCUCUGGGAUCACCCAACGGGAAGAGAGGUGAGCUCGGCACUCGGAGCCUUUCUUACACACCUGCAGAAAUGCCUCCGCAGCUGCACAACGGCCAGGACCUCUCCUCCAAAGUCACCCACGGCAGCCUGGACAGCCUGCCUCGGGCAGUGAGGGAGUUCGUGGAGAGCAGCACGCAGCUGUGUGAGCCCGACCACAUCCACAUCUGCGAUGGCUCGGAGGCGGAGAACGGGCGGCUGCUGGCCCGCAUGCAGGAGGACGGCGUCAUCAGGAAGCUGGACAAGUAUGAUAAUUGUUGGUUGGCUCUCACUGACCCCAGGGAUGUGGCCAGGAUAGAAAGCAAGACCGUGAUCAUCACCCAGGAGCAAAGAGACACAGUACCCAUCCCCAAAACCGGCCCCAGCCAGCUGGGUCGCUGGAUGUCAGAAGAGGACUUUGAGAAAGCGUUCAAUGCCAGGUUCCCGGGGUGCAUGAAAGGUCGCACCAUGUAUGUCAUCCCAUUCAGCAUGGGGCCCCUGGGCUCCCCACUCUGCAAGAUCGGUGUCGAGCUGACCGACUCACCCUACGUGGUGGCCAGCAUGCGGAUCAUGACCCGCAUGGGCACCGCUGUCCUGCAGGCCCUGGGUGAUGGGGAGUUUAUCAAGUGUCUCCAUUCCGUGGGCUGUCCUUUGCCUUUAAAAAAGCCUCUGAUCAACAACUGGCCCUGCAACCCGGAGCUGACGUUCAUCGCCCAUCUGCCCGACCGCAGGGAGAUCGUGUCCUUCGGGAGCGGCUACGGGGGGAACUCGCUGCUUGGGAAGAAGUGCUUUGCCCUCAGGAUAGCCAGCCGGCUGGCCAAGGAGGAGGGGUGGCUGGCAGAGCACAUGCUGAUCCUGGGCAUCACCAACCCCUUGGGCGAGAAGAAAUACCUAGCGGCGGCCUUCCCCAGUGCCUGCGGGAAGACCAACCUGGCCAUGAUGAACCCCACACUCCCGGGCUGGAAGAUAGAGUGCGUGGGGGACGACAUAGCUUGGAUGAAAUUCGAUGACCAAGGUAACUUAAGGGCCAUCAACCCAGAAAAUGGCUUCUUUGGUGUCGCUCCCGGGACCUCAGUGAAGACGAACCCCAACGCCAUCAGGACCAUCCGACAGAACACCAUCUUCACCAACGUGGCCGAGACCAGCGACGGCGGCGUGUACUGGGAAGGCAUCGAUGAGCCGCUGGCCUCGGGCGUCACCAUCACUUCCUGGAAGAACAAAGAGUGGCACCCACAGGAUGGGGAACCUUGUGCCCACCCCAACUCUCGGUUCUGCACGCCCGCGAGCCAGUGUCCCAUCAUUGACCCUGCCUGGCAGUCUCCGGAAGGCGUACCCAUCGAGGGCAUCAUCUUCGGAGGCCGCAGACCUGCCGGUGUCCCUCUUGUCUACGAAGCCCUCAACUGGCAGCACGGAGUAUUUGUUGGAGCAGCCAUGAGAUCAGAGGCCACUGCAGCGGCAGAGCACAAAGGCAAGGUCAUCAUGCACGACCCCUUUGCCAUGCGACCCUUCUUUGGCUACAACUUCGGCAGAUACCUGGCCCACUGGCUGAGCAUGGCUCACCGCCCAGCAGCCAAGCUGCCUAAGAUCUUCCAUGUCAACUGGUUCCGGAAGGACAAAGAAGGCAAAUUCCUCUGGCCAGGCUUUGGGGAGAACUCCAGGGUGCUGGAAUGGAUGUUCAACCGCAUCAACGGCGAAGACAGUGCCCAGCUCACGCCCAUUGGCUACAUCCCCAAGGAGGACGCCCUGAACCUGAAAGGCCUGGGGCACAUCGACAUGAAGGAGCUCUUCAGCCUCUCCAAAGAGUUCUGGGAGAAGGAGGUGGAAGACAUCGAGAAAUACCUGGGAGAGCAAGUCAACGCUGACCUCCCCUACGAGAUCGAAAGGGAGCUCCUUGCUCUGAAGCAAAGAAUCAGCCAGAUGUAGUCAGAGGCCGAGGGAUCCCCCUUUAGAAGCACCCCUUUUCCAUCUGUGGGGUGCACUCACAGCAAGAGAAAGCAAGUCUUCCCGAAUCCACAGCAGCUGUAAUGUAGUGACCACAGCAUUGAGAGGCAUCUUAACUGAUCAGAACCGCAGAGAAUAAGCUAGUGAGUAGUGGCUGGGGAGGGGAAUUCUUUGCAAGGCUCCAAACUUCACAGGCAGGGCAUGUUCCGUUUCAGAUUACUCAGGCAUGUGGUGUCCCAGAUUUUCACUUUAGCUGUAUCAGGUAGCUACAUUGCACAGACACAAUACUUGAGCUGUACAUAUGUGUGUAUGUGUGUGUGUGUCCGUAUCUGUAGGCAUGGUUGUCUAAAAGAUAUUUAAUACCUUUGGAAAGAUCUUGGGCAAGAUUAUUACCCACUAGUCACUAGAAAGAGAUGUUGCUUUGUUACUAAAAUGUGUGUUUAAAUUAUUUUUGUAUACCAUCCUUUUCUGACAUUUACAUAACUGCGAUUUGUUUCCUUUAGCAUUUCUUGGAGGGGGGGAUUGCAAAAUAAACUUUUAUAGAAAAGAGGUGGGUUUGGUUUGCUUGAUUUUCCCUGAUGCAGCCGCAGAGAGCUCGCUUAGACAACCUGAAAUUGCUGAAUUUGCUGGCCACCACUAGUGGUCACCCUUUAGCAACAUAUCUACAGCCUCUGAGCUGCAGGGCUUAGCCAGCUGGACUGGGGACCUUUAAAGGGGUGCGUGUGUGCGUGCGUGCAUGCGUGUGUGUGUGUGUGUGUGUGUGUGUUUAAUAAAAAUUUGGGUCUGGGGGCUCUGCCUUCCCCACAAAUUGCACUGUGGGCAGUGUCACAGACCUUGCUUUUUAACACUUUUUCUUUUGGUACCCCUGUUUUUAUCUGUCAUCAAUAAAAUACUGGGCUAGAAAAGCA
Molecule: messenger RNA, 3032 nt
Organism: Cavia porcellus (domestic guinea pig)
Lineage: Eukaryota; Metazoa; Chordata; Mammalia; Rodentia; Caviidae
Gene: Pck1
Product: phosphoenolpyruvate carboxykinase 1
Exons: 10
Coding region: 238-2106 (622 amino acids)
Biological process (GO): cellular response to dexamethasone stimulus; cellular response to insulin stimulus; hepatocyte differentiation
Cellular component (GO): cytosol
Molecular function (GO): phosphoenolpyruvate carboxykinase (GTP) activity; GTP binding; manganese ion binding
Source: RefSeq, a predicted model, not a curated record